Molecule: messenger RNA, 491 nt
Organism: Hypanus sabinus (Atlantic stingray)
Lineage: Eukaryota; Metazoa; Chordata; Chondrichthyes; Myliobatiformes; Dasyatidae
Product: C-type lectin domain family 4 member A-like
Exons: 6
Coding region: 57-491 (144 amino acids)
Source: RefSeq, a predicted model, not a curated record
GAUUAGAGAGGCUUCCGGGGUGAUGUUGCUCAGAGACGCAGAGAGCCCUGAACGAAAUGGACGAGGGCAAUACCUACGUGAAUGUGAAGUUCGGAGAAACGGGUCCACAGUCUCCUUCCAACGAAGAUCCGACUUCCACCUACUCAGAGUUGAACUUUCCGAAAGACGAACCCCUCAUCGUUGAGGAUGAGGAUCCUGCCAUCGCCUCGGUGCGCGGCGAGCAGCCAAUCACUGCACAGACAGAGCAAACUUGUUACAAGGAUUGGGUCAGAAAUGAAGAUCGGUGUUAUUUCAUAUCCACGUUUGAAACAUCUUACCGUGGAGCGACGAAACAAUGUUCAAACUACACAUCGAGGCUUCUUCAAUUAAAUACAACAGAGAAAAAGAUCCGGCAGAUCCAGCAGAUCCAGCAAUAUCCUUGCAAAUUUUCUCCGUACUCUUUCAACCUGCUUUCCAUCUUCCCGCUGCGCAAGAACGGAAUUCGCAAGUGA